AUGUCUGCUCCCGGCUCUGGCCACGAGUUUCCCACAGAAGAGGUGUCAUGGCAGAAACGCGACAUCCUUCUGUUCGCGAACAGUAUUGGCUGCAAGGCUGAUGAGCUACAGUUCCUCUACGAAUUGCAUCCCAAUUUCGCUGUAUUCCCGACUUACUCACUGAUUCUUCCCUUUAAACUCACCGAUCAAGAAGUGACUGAUUUCUAUGCCCGUCAGAAGGCGAUGAAAAUCCCCGGUGUUCCAGAUCUAGACUCCCGUUACGGAGUUGAUGGCCAGCGCAAGCUCACAGUCUUGAAACCGCUUCCUCCUACUAGUGCUGGACGAAAGUUUGAGCUGCGCAACAGGGUCAUUGGUGUCUAUGAUAAAGGCAAGCCUGGCACUGUAAUUGAGACCGAGCAGUCUAUCGUGGAUAAGGAGAGCGGCGAGGUAUACUCCAAGGUUCUGAGCAGCGCCUUCUUGGUUGGGCAGGGUGGUUGGGGUGGUCCUAAGGGUGCCAAGACAACCAUUGACAUGAAUGAAAUCAUAGGUCCAGCUACUGUGAGCUUCCCUCCUCCCGAGGGCAAGAGCCCUGAUGCUAUUCAUGUCGUCCAAACCAGCUUGGAGACUGCUCAUUUGUACCGCCUGAAUGGUGAUUACAACCCAUUGCACGCAACUCCCGAGCCCGGACAGAAGAUGGGCUUUGGAGGAACCAUAAUCCACGGGCUGUUCAGCUGGAACUCUGCUGCCCAUGGUGUUCUGCGAGAACUGGGUGGUAGCAACCCUGCUAAUCUCAAGGAAUUCCAGGCACGCUUUGCGGCUCCUGUCCACCCAGGUGAUAAACUUAUUACGGAUAUCUGGCGAACGGGAAACGUCUCGGCAGAUGGGUUUGAGGAUGUUCGUUUUGUCACCAAGAACCAGAGUGGCAAGGUUGUUUUGAGCAACGGGCUUUGUCUGUUGAAGGUUAUAGGUUCUAAGAGUAAGCUGUGA
Molecule: messenger RNA, 966 nt
Organism: Penicillium taxi
Lineage: Eukaryota; Fungi; Ascomycota; Eurotiomycetes; Eurotiales; Aspergillaceae
Product: putative peroxisomal dehydratase
Exons: 5
Coding region: 1-966 (321 amino acids)
Cellular component (GO): peroxisome
Source: RefSeq, a predicted model, not a curated record